Molecule: messenger RNA, 3893 nt
Organism: Archocentrus centrarchus (flier cichlid)
Lineage: Eukaryota; Metazoa; Chordata; Actinopteri; Cichliformes; Cichlidae
Product: NACHT, LRR and PYD domains-containing protein 14-like
Exons: 11
Coding region: 60-3194 (1044 amino acids)
Molecular function (GO): protein binding
Source: RefSeq, a predicted model, not a curated record
CAUCAUUAGAACGCUGGACCAGGAGCUGAUCUGAGGCAGGCCUUACAGCCAUCCAGACGAUGGAGGAGGAGGAGCACAGAGCAGCAUUUCCAGCACCCAGCUGUGUGUCUGUGAGGAGUGACUGGUCCAAAGACACACCUCCAUACUUCAGUAAUGAAGCUGCACCAAAAAUCCUUACAGCCAUCCAGACGAUGGAGGAGGAGGAGCACAGAGCAGCAUUUCCAGCACCCAGCUGUGUGUCUGUGAGGAGUGACUGGUCCAAAGACACACCUCCAUACUUCAGUAAUGAAGCUGCACCAAAAAUCCUUACAACCAUCCAGACGAUGGAGGAGGAGGAGCACAGAGCAGCAUUUCCAGCACCCAGCUGUGUGUCUGUGAGGAGUGACUGGUCCAAAGACACACUUCCAUACUUCAGUAAUGAAGCUGCACCAAAAACAGAGACGAAGAGGAGCGGUGUCUGUGUGGAGGAGCGGCCGUCCUGCUGUGCUUCGUGUCAGGACGUCCUGAAGGAUCCGGUCUCUACCAGCUGUGGACACUGGUUCUGCAGACAGUGCAUCUCCUCAUACUGGGACCAGUCUGCUUCAUCAGGAGACUCCUCCUGUCCCCAGUGUGGACAAAGAUCCAGAACCAGAGCUGGACUGCAGACAGCCAGUCAGAGCAGCUGUGGACAAACAGAUGCUGGUCUGCAGGAGGUUUUAGAGGAACAUAAGAUCAGUCUGAGGAGGAGAUGUGAACGUGUGACUGAAGGAAGUGAUCAAACAGGAAGUGGAACCCUCCUGAACAGGAUCUACACUGAGCUCUACAUCACAGAGGGACAGAGUGAAGAGGUUCAUACCCAACAUGAGGUGAGGCAGCUGGAGACAGCUUCCAAGAUGGACGCCCUCCAUGACAGUCCAAUCAGGUGCCACGAUAUCUUUAAAGCCUUCCCUGACCAACAGAGACCCAUCAGAGUGGUUCUGACCAAUGGCGUCGCUGGCGUUGGAAAAACCUUCUCAGUGCAGAAGUUCAGUCUGGACUGGGCAGAGGGCUUGGAGAACCAACAUGUCAGUGUGGUGAUGCUGCUUUCAUUCAGGGAGCUGAACCUGAUCAGAGAUCAGCAGUACAGUCUUCUGGAGCUGCUCCAUGUUUUCCAUCCAACAUUACAGAAGGUCCCAGCAGAGAAGCUCGCUGUCUGGAAGCUUCUGUUCAUCUUUGACGGCCUGGAUGAAAGCAGACUUUCAUUGGAUUUCACCAACAGGAAGCUUGUGUCUGAUGUCACACAGAAGUCAUCAGUCAGCGAGCUGCUGACAAACCUCAUCGAGGGGAAGCUGCUUCCCUCGGCUCUCGUCUGGAUAACUUCCCGACCUGCAGCAGCCAGUCAGAUCCCUCCUAGAUGUGUGGACAGGCUGACAGAAGUACGAGGCUUCACUGAUGCCCAGAAGGAGGAGUACUUCAGGAGGAGAUUCAGUGAUGAAGAGCUGUCCAGCAGAAUCAUUUCCCACAUGAAGACAUCCAGGAGCCUCCACAUCAUGUGCAGAAUCCCAGUCUUCUGCUGGAUCACUGCUACAGUUCUGGAGCACAUGUUGACUACUGAGCAGAGAGGAGAGCUGCCCAAGACCCUGACUGACAUGUACUCACACUUCCUGCUGGUUCAGACAAAGAAGAAGAAGAACAAGUACCAUGAGGGACAUGAGACGAGUCCACAGGAGCUGACGGAGGCUGACAGGGAAGUUCUUCUGAAGCUGGGGAGGCUGGCGUUUGAACAUCUGGAGAAAGGAAACAUCAUGUUCUACCAAGAAGACCUGGAGCAGUGUGGUCUGGAUGUGACAGAGGCCUUGGUGUACUCAGGAGUUUGUACAGAGAUCUUCAGAAGAGAGUGUGUGAUCUUCCAGAAAUCAGUCUACUGCUUUGUUCAUCUGAGCAUUCAGGAGUUUCUGGCUGCAGUCUACAUGUUCCACUGUUACACCAGCAGGAAGAUGGAGGUGCUGGAGGACUUUCUGGGGAAAGAAUUUGAUCAGUCAGCUCUGGAUGAUUUGUUGAUGAAAACAGUAAUAAAAUCCUUCAGGAGUAAAAAUGGCCACCUGGACCUGUUUGUUCGCUUCCUUCAUGGCCUCUCUCUGGAGUCCAACCAGAGACUCUUAGGAGGUCUGCUGGGUCAGACAGAGAACAGUCCAGAAACCAUCCAGAGAGUCAUUAAGAACCUGAAGGAGAUGAAGACAAAAUCCUCUCCUGAUAGAAGCAUCAACAUCUUCCACUGUCUGAUGGAGAUGAACGACCUGUCAGUACAUCAGGAGAUCCAGAACUUCUUGAUGUCAGAGAACAGAUUAGAGGAUCUCUCUGAGAUCCACUGCUCAGCUCUGGCCUACAUGCUGCAGAUGUCAGAGGAGGUUCUGGAUGAGUUGGACCUGAGGAAGUACAACACAACAUGGGAGGGACGACUGAGACUGAUUCCAGCUGUGAGGAACUGCAGAAAGGCUCGAAUGACUCUGUGUAAACCUUUAGUGACUCACUGUGAAGUUGUGGCCUCAGCUCUGAAGUCCAACCCCUCCCAUCUGACACAGCUGGACAUGAGUGAAAAUGACCUGCAGAAUCCAGCUGUGAAGCUUCUGUGUGCUGGACUGGAGAGUCCAAACUGUCGACUGGAGACUCUGAGACUGGAGGGCUGUUGUUUGUCAGAGAUCAGCUGUGAUUAUCUGGCAGCAGCUCUGAACUCCAACCCCUCCCAUCUGAGAGAGCUGGACCUGGGUAACAGGUACAAGUCCUCAGGCCUCAACAACAAGCUGCAGGAUUCAGGAGUGAAGCAGCUGUGUGGUUUUCUGGAGAGUCCACGAUGUGUUCUUGAAACUCUGAGAUUGGGGUACUGCGGUUUGACAGAGAUCAGCUGUGAUUAUCUGGCAGCAGCUCUGAAGUCCAACCCCUCCCAUCUGAGAGAGCUGGACCUGAGAAACAACAAGCUGCAGGAUUCAGGAGUGAAGCAUCUGUGUGGUUUUCUGGAGAGUCCACGAUGUGUUCUUGAAACUCUGAGAUUGGAGAGCUGUGGUUUGUCAAAGAUCAGCUGUGAUUAUCUGGCAGCAGCUCUGAAGUCCAACCCCUCCCAUCUGAGAGAGCUGGACCUGAGGGGAAAUAACCUGCAGGAUCCAGAUGUGAAGCAGCUGUCUGAUCUUAAGGAGAGUCCACACUGCAGACUGGAAAAACUGCAGUGGCGAGGAUGGUAAACAGGACGGUGUGUGUGCUGAGAGAGGAGGAGCUGUGUCCUGAUGAUCCAGAGAGGUUGAAGCAGCAGCAGCUUGUGUGCAGAGUGCUCUGACUGGGCCAUGUUACUGGGAGGUGGAGUGGAGAGGAGAGCUUCAUCCAGCAGUGACUGACAGAGGAAUGAGAAGAAGUGCAGAUGACUGUCAGUGCUGCAGAGUGAACUGCUCUGAGAACAGCUCCACUGUCAGAAACAAUGUAGAGUCCACCAUCAUCCCUGUGUGUCCCUGUGGAUCUGCCAGAGGAUCAUCAGUGGAUCUGGAUGCUCUGCUGCUGCUCUGUCCUUCUACACAGUCUCUGCAGAGUCUCUGUCUGACACUGGCUUCAGCUUUUCAGGCUUCAUUCUGGAUCACACUCAGGAGAACAUCACCUGGAAAGGCCUCCAACAACAUCUCCAUCACAGACACAAUGUUUUUAGGACUUACACAUCAGGUUUUGGUGCUUGGAGAUCAAAUAUGUGCCCAUCCAUAAGUUUCAAUGUUUUCCUUAAAGUAGUUUUUCAUAUAUUAGCAGAACAUUAAUAUUGAUACCAACCGUCUGUCUCACCUGCUUCAUUUAUAUCGUCCAUCAGGUCAAAAUUGUUCAGCACAUGAAAAAAGUGUGAAAAUCUGUACUGGUAGAUUUUUUUUCUGCUUUUUCACAUAAUAACAGGAAACGGGAUCUGA